AUUGGAGUCAGCAGCAUCACAUUCAGAUCAAUGCUGGACCAGUCAUGCCUCAUCAAGCGCCGAUCCCCUUGCCAGUCGGUCAAAACCUCCAACUUCAGCCUCAAGAUAUGGAUAUUAGUAGUACUACUCCGCCACCACCUCCACCACUUGUAGUGAGUCCUACCUUACCUACGCCAGAAACUGUUCCUGCUGCAGCCGGUGCGCCGAUAAGUACCCCUCAUGUAGUUCCACCUCCUGGUUCCACAACUACCCUACGACCACCUCCUCAAGGUAUUCGCGCCUGUGACUCUUUACUCCCCGUUCGUCCUGGGGCCGCUCCGUCACUCUACGGCUUUAAACAUCGCACUCCUUGCGCACAGAACCGUUUACUACUGAUGAAUUACGUGGACGUAGUAGAGCUAGACGAGCAGAAGGCAGCUUCUGAGCAGGAUACACCAUUUGGUUGGUGUGAAGAGAUGAUGCUCAACGCCCACUUCGAAUGGGCGUGGGACUUACUGGGUGGCCUGUUUGGAAUAGAUUUUUGUCCUCUUCUUAGAGAAGAAGCUGUAAUGGAACAGGAAUUGCAAGAACAAGAACCACAACCCAAACAGGAGCAACAGCUGCACCAGGGCCAACCGGCGGAGGCUUCUGGUCGCGAUUCGAGUUCAAAUUCUUCAUCCACGACCUUGUUGACAAGAAGACCAGCAGGAAAAAGAGAAUCCCUCACCCGCGUAAAACUAGCUUACAAUCUCCGGCUUCUGAC
Molecule: messenger RNA, 742 nt
Organism: Amoebophrya sp. A25
Lineage: Eukaryota; Dinophyceae; Syndiniales; Amoebophryaceae
Source: the annotation of a GenBank genome assembly